Messenger RNA from Sardina pilchardus (European sardine), 2761 nucleotides. Its product is annotated as alpha-2,8-sialyltransferase 8E-like. Gene Ontology annotation, molecular function: alpha-N-acetylneuraminate alpha-2,8-sialyltransferase activity. Gene Ontology annotation, biological process: oligosaccharide metabolic process; N-glycan processing. Bases 333 to 1556 code for a protein of 407 amino acids. Lineage: Eukaryota; Metazoa; Chordata; Actinopteri; Clupeiformes; Clupeidae. The record is from RefSeq and is a predicted model, not a curated record. The transcript is spliced from 9 exons.
ACUUUGACAGAUUGAACUGCAAAUAAUGUUGAUAUGUUUAAAAAUCUUGUUAGCCUACAUGUGCCCCUUGAUUAUUGUAAUUUGUCAAACUUCACCAUGAAACUUAAUCCCCUUGAAUUGCAUUGGCAAAAUUAGGGGGUCUGGAUCAAGGACAACCAGAAUAACUAGUUUAGACAUGCACUUGUUUGGCUAAAACCCAGAGCCCUAUACGGCUCUGCUGAAAUGUGAAAGCGAUUUGGGUGACGCUCAUGUGAAAGAGUCAGAGUGCGACUUGUUGCAUCAGAGGCAGGCAUAGAAAAGACAAGCAGGCGUGCCAACAACGGUUGGCGAGAAUGGGCUAUGCGGAUCCACUGGUUGGGCGAGACCUGCUAUGGAGCCUCUCCCUCAGUUUCGUCGUCUUGUGUGCCUUUUCCGUGAUAACACUGGUGGAGCAGGACCACUAUGGCAACAACUACGUCAGAAGUGGGCAACAGUUUAGCCGACUGCACGAAGAUGAGGCAGGCAACUGGAGCGGAUUAAACCUGCCAGACGACUCUCCACUGAGGCCUGCCAGAUAUGGGAGGAGAAGGUGUCUGGAGUCCUCGCAGGGGCUUUUGGAGUUCAAUUCCACAUCGUGUCAAAUGCUGAGGAAGGACAUCCUGGAUGUGAAGGUCCUCACUGAGGUGAAGACCUCAGAGUUGUUCGAGAGAUGGAGAAAUUUGCAGGUGUGCCAGUGGGAGCAGAAUAAAGUGGAGAGCAACAACCUCAGUGUGUCUCUGUCUGAGAGCUGUAAUGCAUCCUCCUUCCUCUUCACCACUAAGCGCAACACACCAUCAGGCACCAAGCUGCGCUAUGAGACCGACGGGGCCGUGCUCAUCAAGCCCCAGAUAUUUAACAUGUUCCCUGAUGACAUGCCUUAUUCAAGAUCAGAGUUUAAACGCUGUGCCGUCGUUGGGAAUGGAGGGAUCAACCUAAACAGCCAAUGUGGAAACGAGAUAGACUCAGCUGACUUUGUGUUCCGGUGCAACAUUCCGCCCAUCUCUGAUGAAUACUCUGCCGAUGUGGGAUCGAGGACUGAUUUUGUCACCAUCAACCCAAGUAUCCUCAUAGGGAGGUUCCAGAGUUUAGAUAAAUGGCGCUUGCCCUUCUACAAACACCUGCAGUCAUACCAGAAUGCCUCCAUCGUACUACCCGCCUUCUACAACAGAAUCAACACUGACGUCUCCUUCCGCGUCAAGUACACGCUGGACGACCUCGGCUCGCCGCAUGACGUCGUCUUCUUCCACACGAAGUACCUGCUUAAUGUCCAGCGCUUCUGGGCGCUGCAGGGCAUUCAUGCCAAGCGCCUGAGCACCGGCCUCAUGCUGGUCAGUGCCGCCAUGGAGCUGUGUGAGGAGGUGCACCUGUACGGCUUCUGGCCCUUCCCCACAAACCCGGCGGGUGACCUCAUCACGCACCACUACUACGACAACGUCAAGGGGCGGCCGGGCUUCCACGCCAUGCCGGAGGAGCUCUUCAACUUCAUGCAAAUGCACGCACGCGGCAUCCUGCACCUGCACACACAGCCAUGCUGCUGAUCGCCACACACACACACACACACACACACACACACACACAUACAGAUGGACACACACACACACACAUACAUGUACUGCCCAUGUCACCCCACUGCUCAUCCAGCUACAUUGGCUGCCAAAUUCAAGACUCUAACACUUGCCUUCAAAGUACCCUCUUCAUCUUCAAAAAACGUCUGAAAACCUAGCUCUUAAGAGAACAUCUCCUCUCUUAGCACUACUUACAACCAGUCUUGCCGAUCCUACGGACAAUUACUCUCAUUGAUGCACUUAUUGUGUUUUUUGUCUCUCUUCAGAGAAGAGCAUCUCUCAGAGCACUACUUACAACUAGUCUUGCUGAUCCUACGGACAAUUGCACUCAUUAAUGCACUUAUUCAUUGAUGCACUUAUUGUUGUUUCCACCCUCUGUUUGCGAGACAAGAUUAAAUGUUAAAGUAUAGCAAGCUUGAUUGAAUCGCUUCUAUCCAUAGGCCUACUGAUUACUGACUGAUGAGUAAGGGUCAAGCAAAACAUUUAAAGGUAGGCUAUAUUAAACGUGGGAACGAUGUACACACAAAUAUAUAAUUAAAUGUGGGAACGUUUUAUUAAAACGUGGGAACAAUGUAGUUAAAUCAUAUUAACGUUUAUUUAUUUCAUUCUCUCAUUAUAUUAAUCGUGCACUCGUUCAAUUAAACGUGCCCAUGAUUUAUAUUUUUUCACCACCAUGUGCCCUCCACGGUACCAUAGAAGAGUGUUUUAUUGGCAUCACACACAAGCAAUGACAAUAACACAGUUCAAUAUAUAUUAUACCAAUAAUAUAUAUAACAAUAUAUAUUUAUAUUUAUAUUUUGUUAUUGCUUAACCAGAGAAGUCCGAAACUAGUGGGGGUUUUUUUGCAUUGUUGAUUCCUUUGACUAAUCUUGGUAACUAGACAAUCUUUUUGGCUCUGAAUCUUUUAGCAGCGCCUGCUUUUAUGGAAAUGUUUACGCCUUGCGCAUGCACCGAAUGUACUUUCGACAUCAGCGUUGCUUUGGUGUGUUCCGAGGCACUUUUGUUUAACGAUUUGGGGAGACGAGAGCCAGCUGAUCAGUAGACUACAGUACAACUGCUUUUCUUCUGGCGGUCAGCCAGCCAUUGGCUCGGUGUGUCUUGAGCUCACAUGUGACUGCAGACUGAGAGGAUCUACAGGGGGAGAACAUGUUUUUGAUACCAUGCUAAAGUUGCCUAAA